AUGAAACAAAGCCACGAGGAGCGAACGGCCGCCGAGCCGCGUGCAACGUUCCUUGCCGGCCAAUUUCUCGACGUGUUUUGUCCAGGAAUCGAGAAAGCCGGCGGCUUCACCGUGACCUCGCCGCCCAGUCGGGCCCAGCGCUCCAACUCUACCGUCACGCCGUACUUGGAGCUCGCGGUGCAGAAAUCGCCAGACAACCCGGCCGCGGCUUACCUGUGGCAGGGCCGACCCACCAGCACCAGCAACGAAGACUCUGGCGAUGAAGAAGAGGGCGAGGACGAGCCCAAUGGGGACAAGCAGCUCCCCGGCCUCGUUGGCACCCAGGUCCAGGUCCGCAUAGGCGGCAGCUUCGUCUACCCGCCGUCGGACAUUGCGCCUACGUCGCAGGUGCUGCGGCGUGUGGUUUUUGUCGCCGGCGGCAUGGGUGUCAACCCGCUCGUGAGCAUGGUUUCACACAUGGCUGAGCAGGACCGCGGGGAGGCCGGGCCCGAGGUGCGGUUUCUUUACUCGCUGCGCGCACCGGGUGGUAAGGGAAGGAGAGAAGGCGCGGAUGGUAUGCUGUUCCUCAACAGGCUGGCGGACCUGUUUGCGAGGGAUUCCCUCCAAGGCAGACUGCAGCUGUUCCUAACUCUGGCUGCUGGGGACGAUGAAGAUGACGGCGGGGAGGGUCAGAGGCAACAGACCUACACGGAUAUGAAUGGAAACGAGGUUGAAGCCGAUGGUGUCGUGUCGUGCAAUGAGGUCGAUGUACCAUUUCAUCGGCGCAGAAUCACCAAGGCGGAUCUGGUAGAGGCCAUUGGCCCGGAGCCCAAGCAUGCAGUGGUUUACAUUUGUGGCGUGCCGACGAUGACGGACGAGAUGGUCAAGUACCUCACUGAUAAGGACGCUGGUAUUGGUUUGGAUACAGACAGAGUCAAAUUUGAAAAGUGGUGGUAAGCUAAUACUAUUCCUCCUUCAUAAGAUCCUCCGCCAGUGCUCUCUCGUAUGCAGCCUCCACCAUCCGCAUGCGCUCCGCACCCCGAGGUUUCAGGUCGAACUUGAACGGGUUCGGAGCGACGUUGAACCCAGCGCAGUAGUCAUACAGCGGCGGCACAAUUUCUUCGCCUGUCACCUCAUCGCGCGCCCGGCCGAGAUCACAAGCCCACACCAACAUCAUGGUUUGGACAUAUACAUUUCGAGUCCCCAAGAUCAUGCCUGGGCAUUGCCUACGGCCUGCUCCAAACAUGAGCGUGUUCAUCAAACUCGGGUUUUCUGUCAGCGGCUCCUUGUAGGUGGGGAACUUGGGAUCAAUCCACCGGUCCGGGUUGAAGGUGUCUGGCUCAGGGUACAUCUCCGGAUCGCGCCCGCACGCCCAGGUCACAUAGUGAAUCACGGAACCGGCCUUUAGGUGGUACCCCUUGUAGACAUCAUCUUGUGUCAACUCGUGCGGCACGCCAUCUGGCGUCACCGGCCAGAAUCGCGUGAUCUCGGACAGCACGGCCCGGAGCACCGGCAGCCGCGGGAGGUCGGCGAGGGUUGGCAGCCGUCCCGCACCCACAACGUCGUCGAUCUCAGCCUGCAUGCGCAGCCACCACUCCGGGUGCCGCGUCAUGCCCAGAAGAAGGGAGAGUAUGUUGGCGACGGUGGUGCCAAAUGCAGUGUAGGUGACGCCGAUGAGGUGCACGGCCUCGUGUUCCGUGAUACCCAUCCCCUUGCCGCCGACGGCCGCCCGCUUCAUGUCCUCAAGGCACAUGCGCGUCCACGAUGGUGCGUCCCGCCCGUUGUCGAGGUCCGCCUUGGUGCGCUCCCACAUUCUGUAGUAGAAGGCCUCGUCACGCCGGGACAUGCGCUUCAGCCACCGCUUCCACGGGGCCACGGCGUCGGGCAGAUGGCGCAUCCAAGGGAUCACGUCCACCAGAAACGCGCCGGGUGUGAGAACCGCCUCGAAGGUGUGGCCGAUCUUGAUGACCUCCUUCUGAGGACCGGAGCGGUCGGGCAUGGCUUGUCCAAAGAGUAAUGAAAAAAAGGGUCAGUUUAAUGAGUACCGAGCGGGCCUGUGCU
Messenger RNA from Pyricularia grisea, 2040 nucleotides. RefSeq lists its product as uncharacterized. The record is from RefSeq and is a predicted model, not a curated record. The coding region runs from base 1 to 936 and encodes 311 amino acids. Gene Ontology annotation, cellular component: mitochondrion. NCBI's taxonomy places the organism in Eukaryota, Fungi, Ascomycota, Sordariomycetes, Magnaporthales, Pyriculariaceae. The transcript has 2 exons.